CGCUGCUGCGGCCGCGAUAUGACCCGGUGAAGAUGGAAUGCCUCGCGUAAUGUUUUCCUUGAUGAGCGGGGUUCAGCGUGGCGCGAAGUCGACGCAACCACUGACGAGAUAUGCACCGGCUUCGGCAUUCAGCUUGCAGUUUGUUCCUUCUUGUGGUGACAACUGCCUCUGCCAGCCAGGAUCAAACUGCGUUCAGUACGGCGGCGAGGAAUGUACUGUACAGAGGCGCAGCUUCACUCACGCUGGAGGUCCUGGAGCAUCACGGUUCCCGACCGGACAGCGGUGCCUCGGAGCAGAGGGAACGCAACACGCUCCUGUCUCCGCUGGCCCUCGCCCUGUCGUUCGCCGUCGUGCUGGAAGGCUCGGUGGCCGGAACCAUAGACCGCAUUCUCGAGACGCUGCACUGGCAGCUGCUCAGGGACCCGGACAUUCGCUACGUCAUGGCGCGCUCCCUGCACCGCCUCUCGCAGCUACCGAAUGACAGCGUCCGCGUCGAGGCGGCCGCGUUCGUGCAGCGCGACUUCGACGUCGUCAGGGCGUACCGGGAGUCCCUGGACACGUACUACGGCGCCGACGUCCUGCUGGUCAACUUCCUCGACCAGAGGGCAGCGCUCGUGGCCAUCAACUCGUGGGUGUGCCGAGUGACGUCACGCGUAAUCCUGAGGCUACUCCUGGACAAGACGUCGGAGGUCGAUUCCAAAUCGAGGUUCGUGGCGACGGGCGUCCUGACGCUGAAGCUGGCGUUCGACCGGCCCUUCCUGAAUCCGAGAGUCCAGCUGCCCUUCUUCACCUCACCAGUGGAAUCGCAGUCCGUCGAGUCCAUGCACACCACGGGAACGUUCGGCUACAAGCGGCUCGCGGACCGUGGCUUCGACGCCGUGGCCCUGCCCCUGCUAUCCGGGAACCUCAGCUUGCUCCUGCUGAUGCCUGUCGACGGUUCCACCCUGGCGGCCGUCCGCAAGACCAUCGUCACGCAUCCGGACUUGCUGCUGAAUCUCGAGGCCGAGAUGGACCCGACCGUCGUGGAGGUCACGCUUCCUCGGUUUAAGGUGACCGCCGUAUGCGGACUCAAGUCGGCACUGACCUCGCUGGGACACGACUUCCUGUUCGACCGCUUCAAAACCAACAUGGGGGCGGUCAGCCGGCACGGUCACGCCUAUGUGUCCAACAUCCUGAACGCCGUGUCGCUCGACGUCAGCCCCGUCACGACGACGACGACGACGACGACAUCCGGACACGAAGCGGACGCUCCGGUGAACGAAGCUACCGACGCCUCGAUGACGAAUCCCGCUGUCGCCUUUCACGUAAACAGGCCGUUCAUCUACGUGGUGGUCGACAAGAGAGACGGCUUGCCUCUGGCCGUCGGACAGUUUGUGGAUCCAUCAGGCACAGCCAACGAGGCUACCAGCAAGUUGUGAAGGCUUACCAGUAGUGCAAUGUCCUCCGAGAUCCAGACGCGCAGUGAGCUCGGAGGCAUUGCGAGUUUUGGCUUUUGGGUGAAAGCGCACGGCUGAGCGUAGGUGAGAGGGUGAAAAAAAGCGCUGGCCUUGAAGUGUACUCGUAACGAACACGGCAAUGAUGCCGCAUCGCUUACUUAUCGCGAAUAACAGGUGCGCCGUCAGUAUUAACGGAACCUGAUUAAAUUCUGCCAGGAAUGCAUUACAACUUGAAGAUAUAGCUGAUAAUUAUGCGAUAGUGAUUAGGAUAAAUGCGUGAUGGGUGAGUUUUGACAAGACCGAACGGAAUUUCAGUCGAAUUUGUUAGUGAUUAUAACUUUGUGGCUGCUAGAAUGUAUUACUGCCCAUGCAAUUUGUCAAGUGAACAUUUCAUUCUGGUGCCCGGUUCUUUACAUAUCAUUUUUUUCUUUCUUACGAAAAUGUUGAUCGGUUAAUUUAUGGUCUGUGACAAUUCUUGCACGUCACUGAAUGUCGCCUUUUACCCAAAGAUGGGAAUAACUCCCGCACCGUCUUUUAGUGCUUAGAUUUUGAAUAAACAAAAGUACCAGUCAGCCAAUAAAACUUUUUAAACCUAUAAAUCUUUACGCGUACAAGUUUCCAAUAGCCGUGAAAACAAGACCUAAUAUUUCCAUGAAAUGGGCGUUAGCGUGCCUUUUAU
Dermacentor andersoni is the source of this 2115-nucleotide messenger RNA. RefSeq names its product leukocyte elastase inhibitor A-like. The record is from RefSeq and is a predicted model, not a curated record. Lineage: Eukaryota; Metazoa; Arthropoda; Arachnida; Ixodida; Ixodidae. Gene Ontology annotation, molecular function: serine-type endopeptidase inhibitor activity.